Molecule: messenger RNA, 2115 nt
Organism: Exophiala dermatitidis NIH/UT8656
Lineage: Eukaryota; Fungi; Ascomycota; Eurotiomycetes; Chaetothyriales; Herpotrichiellaceae
Exons: 3
Coding region: 1-2115 (704 amino acids)
Molecular function (GO): GTP binding
Source: RefSeq, a predicted model, not a curated record
AUGAGGCCUGGAAUCGGCCUCGACAACACGGAACCCCGUCCCCGCAAAUACUCCGCCGUCGACUCUCCCUCCCUGCCCAGUGACCGCUACAGCGCAUCUCCCACGACGUUCUUCCUGGCUCGAGAUCCUGAUUCUCCGAGAACGGCAAAUGAUCGAAGUGCGGGUGUAGCAUCCCAAAUACCGGUUGUGAGCAGUCUACAUGAUACCAUCCAGGAGGCGGAGCGGUCCAUCAAGCACACCGACCCUCGACCGGCAGAGGCCAGGAGCGUGAGCCGGAGACGAUCUACUAUCAAGCCUGACGGGCAAGGACAUUUCCGACGACGUUCGUCCAACGUCAGUGCUGAAGCUGUACAAGCACCGCCUAACAGAGAAACGACACCAUCCCCUCUUCCAUCACGAGACAUCUCCCUUCCCAGUAGUCCCAAGUCGGUUUCGUCGAGAUCACUUCAGAAAUCCGACGAUGAGUUGACCAAUGAUGAGACAGGGAGCCAAGUAGUGGUCUCUAGUGAGGAAGAUGAAGGGGAAACACCUGGCGUUGUCCAGGACAGCCAACCCGAGCUUAUCAUGCCGAGUAUCACCAUGCCAAGUCGGAGACCUUUUACUGAACGUGGAAAACGACUGGGAAGGUUCAAAAUUAUGGUAGCGGGCCGCAAAGCCGUUGGCAAAACUUCCCUCAUCAAAUCGGUCGUUCAGCUUUGUGAAGAUAUCGUACAUGUGGACCCAAGCUUGUCGAAUUCUAUGAAGGCAACUCAACGUGAGGGCAACGGUUCUGACGAGUGGGCAAGCGAAGUCUACGCGAGCACCAAACCUUACCCCGCCUGGUGGCCCAACGUCGAGGAGAGCCGCAUAUUGAGGCGGAGGAAGAGUAUGGGCGAUUCGGUCCUGGAGAGGAACAUAUGUUUUGUCGAUGCUCCGGACGCCACCAAACUCGACAGGAUCAUUCAUUAUGUCGAACAGCAGCUUGUCAAUGCCAUGGUUUCGAUAGACCGGCUGACAAAUGAGUUCUCGGGCUUGUUGAGUGGGCGAGGAUCAUCACAUGUGGAUGUCAUCCUAUAUCUCAUCUCAAAAGACCACACUAGAGAUGACUGCGAGCGAAUUCGCCAACUCUCUGAGCUGUGCAAUGUUGUUCCACUUGUUGCAAAGUCGGAUCUUCUUUCUCAGACGGAGCAGGAUGAGAUCAAACAAAGUUUGGACACGACUCUGGCAGCACUGCCACGACUCCCUGUAUCGCUUUGUUCCGAAACCGAGGUCAAAGCGACGGCAACAGUACCCUACACUGUUACGUCGGCAAAUGGGCCAGAUCUCGACACCAUGGAUGCGUCGUUGCUCAUGUCGCCGGAAUAUAUCCAGCCUCUUGUCCCGUCGGAGCUAAGUCUUCUCGUGGAACAACUCUUCGAACCCGAGACCGUUGCCUAUCUACGGCAUACGUCGGCGCGGAAACUGGUUGCAUGGCAUGCGCGUCAUCCCAGAUUAACAACAGUGCCAUCACCCUCGCUUCCCUCGAUCCAUCACUCCACACUGGCGUCUCCGGUGCAAUCCUCUCUAAGCAAUUCCGCGGCGUUGCUACCCGUUGGGUCCGACAUUUCGCUCAACACUUCUAACAGUUGGGCGUUGGCGAAAGUGGCGGAUCAUACGCAACGAGAAGAACGAUUGGCUCAAGUCAGGUUGUCGAAAUGGGCGAGCGAGCUACAACUCAGUCUUCAACGCGAGCGGGAGAGAUACGAAAAGAUUGCCCGAGGCGAGCGGGCAGUGUGGCUAGUAGAACGGAUGGGAGAAGAGGUUCGCGAUGGUCGUAUUCUAUAUCCGGGGGACUAUUUGAACCCGACAAAACAUCAGCAGGCUUUGUUGCUGCAGAAGGGCAGAAAGAACGGGAUGGGUUACGAUGAUUAUGAGGACCACCACGACGUGAAGGCCGGCUAUCAGAUGCAUGACCCCUUGGGACUUCUCCGGUGGCAAGAUAGCAUGCGGACUCGUGGAUGGAUUGCUCUGCAGGUGGUAGGCAGUUUCGGUGUGGUGGGAGGUCUUGCUUUCUGGCUUGCUAGGACGUGGGGACUGACUGCCAGCAUCAACGACUGGGUGCAAGGCUUGCACAUGUCGGCGUUCGGGCAGGAAUGA